AUGUCCUACAGAGAUAUGAGAAAUUUCACAGAGAUGAUGAGAGCAUUGGGUUACAAACGUCUGAUCUCAAUGGAAAACUUCAAGAAACCUGUUUUCCCACUGAUGGCUGAUAUAAUGACAUGGCUAGCUCUAAGAUUUGAACCAAAUGCAGACAUCCCAAGAGACAUAGAGAGUCAGCAAGACAGAAUCAUCUUCAUCAAAUAUAUCACCGAAUUCAUGGCGACGAAAGUCAGCACAAAAGUCAAUCCCAAAAAACUCUACGAGUCUGAUGGCUACUCGGUGAAGGAGAUGAUCAAAGUCAGUCAGAUAUUGUACCAAGCCAUGCUAAGCAGUGCUGAUGGUGAUGGUGCUAAUGGUGAUGGUCAUGAUGACGAUGAUGAUGGUAUUACCGCUCUGAGUGUUAUGUCUGAUCUGUCAUCGAAAGUGCACGAGUUGAAGGAAGCGCGAUUGAUGACGAGCGAGCUGAUAAGGAAGGGGGCCCUACUUCACGAUCUGCUCGCUAAGGAGGUUGAUCUUAAGCUGGCUCGUUUGAACGCCCUGUCGAAGCAGCUGGAGCUGGGUGACGUGGAGAGGCUGCUGGCUGAAAGCGAGAAAAGCGUCCAAACGGAGUUGGCAAAGAUAAUGUCGUUGAUCGAAAGCAUCGCAUCCGAUGAAGCCAAUCUGGAAGCGAAGAUAGAGAAGAAGAGGGCGGAGUUGGAAAGGAACAAAAAGAGAUAUGAAUCGUUGCAGGGAGUGAGACCAGCCUACAUGGACGAGUUUGAGAGAUGUGAAGAGGAGCUGCAGCAGAUGUUCAGCGAGUACUUGGACAAGCAGAAGAACUCCUCAUUCCUCGAACUCAUCUACGAGAAGUACAACAAAAUUGAACAAGACUUCUCUGCGGUUAGAUCAUCACAUAAUUGGGUUAACUCAGUUAACGUUGUAACCGGUGUGUCGGAGUCGGAUAAAAAAUAUCCGACUCCGGUCCCUCAAAAAAUCCGUUUCCGAUUCCAGAUAAUAAUAUUUGACUCCAGUCCCUAA
Helobdella robusta is the source of this 1017-nucleotide messenger RNA. RefSeq lists its product as hypothetical. Gene Ontology annotation, cellular component: centrosome; intraciliary transport particle B; cilium. NCBI's taxonomy places the organism in Eukaryota, Metazoa, Annelida, Clitellata, Rhynchobdellida, Glossiphoniidae. Bases 1 to 1017 code for a protein of 338 amino acids. The transcript has 8 exons. The record is from RefSeq and is a predicted model, not a curated record. Gene Ontology annotation, biological process: cilium assembly.